Messenger RNA from Propithecus coquereli (Coquerel's sifaka), 3883 nucleotides. RefSeq names its product exostosin-like glycosyltransferase 3 (gene EXTL3). Gene Ontology annotation, cellular component: membrane. NCBI's taxonomy places the organism in Eukaryota, Metazoa, Chordata, Mammalia, Primates, Indriidae. Gene Ontology annotation, molecular function: glycosyltransferase activity. The coding region runs from base 757 to 3516 and encodes 919 amino acids. The record is from RefSeq and is a predicted model, not a curated record. The transcript has 7 exons.
UUUCCGGCCCGGAGCACUUCGGCAAGUUCCGCAGUCGCCUGUCGGAAAUGGCUGCCGGCCGGCAGGGGGAGCGGGUGAUCCGGCGCGGCCUGGAAGGCGGGCGGCCGGCGGCCGGAGCGGCUUCUGGGACGCCGACUUUAGCGCAGGCGGCGGCGGCGGCUCGUCCCUGAACUGGAAGCCGGAGAGCAAGCCCUGGAGUUCGCUAUUUCAAGAAAUCGUGUGCUGAAGUGUAACGCUACGUAAGUCACAGAAAGGAAGGAUCCUGAAACACGUGGCCCGAGUGUUGACAAUGACAUUGAUAAGAGGCUGGCAUUUCUUUCUGUUCUAACCAACCACUGUAAAACUCUGACUAAGAACUAUGCAUAUUUGUUGGUCAGCAACACCAAGGAACAAGAGCUAUGGCAGUUGAAAACGUCUGUCUGAUUCCAGGGUAUUUUUCCUGCGUUUUAUCAUCAGGAACCUCCUCCCUUUCAUCUCGGCCACAAUGUGGUACCUUUUACCGUUUGAUAAAGAUUAAGGACAUGUUUUUUGGUCAACAACCAGAACUUAAAAUCUGCUGGAAUAGGGUCAGAGACCAUUUCGGUUGCAGCUGAGGAAAAUGAAAUUUCCAUUUUAUCUGGUGCCUUGUACCGGGAGCACGCUGACUCUUCUGGAAACGAAUGUGUGAAUGAAACGAGGUUGAGUUUUGUCGCGCAGAAGCUCAUGGUUAUGGCGAGUGAGCCGACGUGACCAGAGGGGCAGAGCCACAGGGCACUCAUGACGGGCUAUACCAUGUUGCGGAAUGGGGGGGUGGGGAACGGAGGGCAGACCUGCAUGCUGCGGUGGUCCAACCGCAUCCGCCUCACCUGGCUCAGCUUCACCCUCUUCGUCAUCCUGGUGUUCUUCCCCCUCAUCGCCCACUACUAUCUCACCACUCUGGAUGAGGCUGAUGAGGCCGGCAAGCGGAUUUUUGGCCCACGGGCCGGUAACGAGCUCUGCGAGGUAAAGCACGUGCUGGAUCUCUGCCGCAUUCGCGAGUCAGUGAGCGAAGAGCUCUUACAGCUAGAAGCCAAGCGGCAAGAGCUGAACAGUGAAAUCGCCAAGCUGAAUCUGAAGAUCGAAGCCUGCAAGAAGAGCAUUGAGAAUGCCAAGCAGGACCUGCUGCAGCUCAAGAACGUCAUUAGCCAGACCGAGCAUUCUUACAAAGAGCUGAUGGCCCAAAACCAGCCCAAACUUUCUCUGCCCAUCCGAUUGCUCCCAGAGAAGGAUGAUGCUGGCCUUCCUCCCCCAAAGGUCAUCCGGGGUUGCCGGCUACAUAACUGUUUUGAUUAUUCUCGUUGCCCUCUCACCUCUGGUUUUCCGGUCUAUGUUUAUGACAGUGACCAGUUUGCCCUUGGCAGCUACCUGGAUCCCUUGGUCAAGCAGGCGUUUCAGGCUACAGCGCGAGCCAACGUUUAUGUUACAGAAAAUGCGGACAUCGCCUGCCUGUAUGUGAUACUAGUGGGAGAAAUGCAGGAACCGGUAGUGCUACGGCCCGCUGAACUUGAGAAGCAGUUGUACUCUCUGCCGCAUUGGCGGAGAGAUGGACACAACCAUGUCAUCAUCAAUCUGUCGCGGAAGUCAGACACACAGAAUUUACUAUAUAACGUCAGUACGGGCCGUGCCAUGGUGGCCCAGUCCACUUUCUAUGCUGUCCAGUACAGACCUGGCUUUGACUUGGUAGUUUCGCCACUAGUCCAUGCCAUGUCCGAACCCAACUUCAUGGAAAUCCCACCACAGGUGCCAGUUAAGCGGAAAUAUCUCUUCACCUUCCAGGGUGAGAAGAUCGAGUCGCUGAGAUCCAGCCUUCAGGAGGCCCGCUCCUUUGAAGAAGAAAUGGAGGGCGAUCCUCCAGCUGACUAUGACGACCGGAUCAUUGCCACCCUGAAGGCAGUGCAGGACAGCAAACUAGAUCAGGUCCUGGUGGAAUUUACCUGCAAAAACCAGCCUAAACCCAGCCUGCCUACUGAGUGGGCGCUGUGUGGGGAGCGGGAGGACCGCUUAGAAUUACUGAAGCUUUCCACCUUUGCCCUCAUCAUCACCCCCGGGGACCCGCACUUGGUUAUUUCAUCUGGGUGUGCAACACGGCUCUUUGAAGCCCUAGAAGUCGGUGCCGUCCCCGUGGUGCUGGGGGAGCAAGUGCAGCUUCCGUACCAGGACAUGCUGCAGUGGAAUGAGGCGGCCCUGGUGGUGCCCAAGCCACGUGUUACCGAGGUCCAUUUCCUGUUAAGGAGUCUCUCUGAUAGUGACCUCCUGGCUAUGAGGCGGCAAGGCCGCUUUCUCUGGGAGACUUACUUCUCCACUGCUGACAGUAUUUUUAAUACUGUGCUGGCUAUGAUUAGGACUCGCAUACAGAUCCCAGCUGCUCCCAUCCGGGAAGAGGCAGCAGCUGAGAUCCCCCAUCGGUCAGGCAAGGCGGCGGGGACCGACCCCAACAUGGCCGAUAACGGGGACCUGGACCUGGGGCCGGUGGAAACAGAGCCACCUUACGCCUCACCCAAAUACCUCCGCAACUUUACUUUGACUGUCACUGACUUUUACCGCAGCUGGAACUCUGCUCCAGGGCCGUUCCAUCUUUUCCCCCACACGCCCUUUGACCCUGUGUUGCCCUCAGAGGCCAAAUUUUUGGGCUCAGGGACUGGAUUUCGGCCUAUUGGUGGUGGAGCUGGGGGCUCUGGCAAGGAGUUCCAGGCAGCACUUGGAGGCAAUGUUCCGCGAGAGCAGUUCACGGUCGUCAUGCUGACUUACGAGCGGGAGGAAGUGCUUAUGAACUCUUUGGAGAGGCUCAAUGGCCUCCCUUACCUGAACAAGGUGGUGGUGGUGUGGAAUUCUCCCAAGCUGCCGUCAGAGGACCUUCUGUGGCCUGACAUUGGCGUCCCCAUCAUGGUGGUUCGUACUGAGAAGAACAGUUUGAAUAAUCGAUUCUUGCCCUGGAAUGAAAUCGAGACGGAGGCCAUCCUGUCGAUCGACGACGACGCUCACCUCCGCCACGACGAAAUCAUGUUUGGCUUUCGGGUGUGGAGAGAAGCACGGGACCGCAUUGUGGGCUUCCCUGGCCGGUACCACGCGUGGGACAUCCCGCAUCAGUCCUGGCUCUACAACUCCAACUACUCCUGUGAGCUGUCCAUGGUGCUGACAGGCGCUGCCUUCUUUCACAAGUAUUAUGCCUACCUGUAUUCUUACGUGAUGCCCCAGGCCAUCCGAGACAUGGUGGAUGAGUACAUCAACUGUGAGGACAUCGCCAUGAACUUCCUCGUCUCCCACAUCACUCGGAAACCGCCCAUCAAGGUGACUUCACGGUGGACUUUCCGAUGCCCGGGAUGCCCUCAGGCCCUGUCACACGAUGACUCCCACUUCCACGAGCGGCACAAGUGCAUCAACUUUUUUGUCAAGGUGUACGGCUACAUGCCCCUGCUGUACACGCAGUUCAGGGUGGACUCUGUGCUCUUCAAGACCCGCCUGCCCCACGACAAGACCAAGUGCUUCAAGUUCAUCUAGGGCGUCGCAGGUUUUGGGGAGAGGACGGGCAGAGCAAGGGAGAUGGCUCUUAAGGUUCCUAGGCAUCGAAGGACCUUGGGGACAUCGCUGGGUGGGUGGCCCAGACCCUCUGCUGGGAGAGGCAGCAGGAAGAGUGGGAAGGAGAUAGCUGCCUUUAUCUUGAAGUCGGCCACACUGGGCCUGGAACCCUGGUCAGAAGACCCUGGGGUUCCCUGCAGGGCACUGGCUGAUAGCUUACACUGAGGACCAUGGGACUCUGUGGAGUCGCUCACGUAGUUCAUAGCCCGGGACAGCUGGUUUGUGGUUUGGAAUUUCAGUAACAACUAUUAUUAUUAUUUAAAAAGAGAAAGUUUCAGAUUUGCCAUUC